This is a messenger RNA of Diorhabda carinulata, 1872 nucleotides long. RefSeq names its product neuropeptide F receptor (gene NPFR). Gene Ontology annotation, biological process: G protein-coupled receptor signaling pathway. Gene Ontology annotation, molecular function: neuropeptide Y receptor activity. The record is from RefSeq and is a predicted model, not a curated record. Lineage: Eukaryota; Metazoa; Arthropoda; Insecta; Coleoptera; Chrysomelidae. Bases 270 to 1478 code for a protein of 402 amino acids. The transcript is spliced from 6 exons. Gene Ontology annotation, cellular component: membrane.
AGUUGCGAAUUCAGCCAUCCGACAGAAACGUUUGAUAAUAUUCCGCGUGUAAAUGAAAUUCUCCGAGAGUGUUUUCCGGUAUUGAAAAGUUUUUCGAGUAGGUUUUUCUUAGUGAUAUUUAUUGACAUAGGUUAGUUUGUAUUUGUUUUUCUACUGAAAUCUUGUUGAUUAGAUAUGGAUGAAACUUGAAGACUACUGAAAGAAAACAAUACGUUCAGAUAUGAUUCAAGCUAAAUAAAAGGAAUAACCGAUCUAUAGAACAAAGAAAUAUGGAGGAAAACUAUUUGGUCACCGAUGUAAAUUACACGUUUUCAACCGACACAUCCAAUGAAAGCGAUUAUAUAGAUUCUAAAUUAAUGGAAAGAUACCUUACGAAUAAAGGUAUCGAUGAGCCUGCAUAUUCGACGCUCAUUGUGAUGUAUUGUUUUCUGAUGAUUAUGGGAGCUUUGGGAAACACUCUCGUGAUUGUCACUGUAGUACGUAAACCUGCAAUGCGAACACCUAGGAAUAUGUUCAUAGUGAACUUAGCUGUAGCUGAUCUCCUACUUUGUGCUAUAACUAUGCCAUUAACGUUGAUGGAGAUUCUCACUAAAUAUUUCCCAUUGGGAAACAAUCUGUUCGUUUGUAAAAUAAUUGGCAUACUUCAGGCCACCAGUACUUAUGUUUCAACCAUUUCUAUCACUGCGAUAGCAUUGGAUAGAUAUCAGGUUAUUGUUUAUCCCACGAAGGAAAGUUUGCAACAAUUUGGAGCCACUCUCAUCCUACUUCUUAUUUGGGUAGUAGCCCUUCUGUUGGCAAUGCCUCUGUUUAUUGUAAGACAUCUUGUACACCACAGCAUACCUAUGGGAAACGAUUGUCUUAACAUAAACUUUUGUAUAGAAAACUGGCCAGUGGAGCAUGGUAGAGCUUAUUAUUCGAUAUUUUCAUUAAUAUUUCAAUAUACUCUACCUAUAAUAAUUGUCUCGGUUGCGUACGUUAGAAUAUCUUAUAAACUGAGACACCGUUUUGCUAGCGGAUUUACAAGUGAAGAACAUUCCCAUGGAAAUCGACGUGAACUUCGAGGACGUCGCCUUCAUAAAACAAAUCUUCUGUUGGGUUCGAUAGCUUUUAUUUUCUGCAUUAGUUGGCUACCUUUGAAUGUGUUCAAUCUGGUGGCAGAUUUGUCAGUGAAUCAAUCAUUCACGUCACAGCCUAUGAUGAUUGUUUACGCCGUGUGUCAUAUGAUGGGCAUGUCGUCGGCAUGUUCAAAUCCGAUACUUUAUGGUUGUCUGAAUGAAAAUUUUUGGAAGGAAUUCAAAGAUAUUCUAUGCAUAGAAUCUAGCGUUGAAACGAUGGGUCAAUCCAAGAGAGUUUCUUUUAAAAAAAACUCUCAGAAUUCUCAAAGUAAAGCGAAGCCCGAUCUCGUCACCGGAGCUAUUGAUUAUCAACUUUGCAAUACCGUAAGCACAGAUGUGACAGUGUUAACGAAGUCCUCCUAGCGGUUAAAAAAUUUCAAUUGUAAUAACGAAAACGAUGUGAUGGACGACUUAAGUGCAGUAGAUUCUUUAUGAAUAGGCAUUGUGGAAACCGUGAGAGGAAUAUUAUUUUAGUAGAAAUGUUACCGCUCAUAAACCAGUGAAUGUUAUUGUUCCGAAAUCUUAUCGAAGAAUCAAUCGGAAUAGGAUCUUAUUGAUUUUUCGUGGUCUUAAGCCACUGACAAUUCAACUAACAAUUUUUUUCUGAAAAAAUAAUUUCAUUUUAAAUAUUAAAUUCAAAUGAAACGUCAAGUUCCCUGACAACGCUGCUCUAGUUUCCAAAUGGUAAUGCUGGACCAGGGUCGAUAAUUUUUAAAACCAAAAAAAUACUAAAAUGCAACCCAUUGAGAGAGGAGGA